AUGCUUCGAAUCAAGCGCAGCGUCCAGGCCAUGUUCUCUCAGGCAGCCGAGGAACAAAUGAAGUCUGAGGAAGACAGGAAGCGCAAGGGCGGUGCGUUGGGCACAGAUUCAAAGCGACAGCGAGUCACGGCUGAUGCCGAGACUGCUCGCAAGGAGUUGCUAGGCAAGUUCGAGCCCGCGGAGGGUUUCGAGGGGGCGCGGGACGGCUUCAUUUUCAAGCUUGGCAUCAAAGGCUUGGGAUACUACGAGGACUCCUCGCUGCGAGAAAUCGAAGCCAGAUCAGCUGCGGCAGCUGCAGCCGAGCGGAAGGCCCUGGCCGCUGAGCGCAAAGCUGCGGAGACCAAUCCGGAAGAGAUUGAGCUUGACCUGGACGAUGAUGAGGAUGAUGCUCCUGAGCCGGCGGCUGCACCAUCUGGACCUGCAGCACCGAUGGCCAGCAACACGGAGGAGCCUGAUGCGAGUGAUGCGAGGAUGAGGAUUUUGAAAAAUCUUCUAACAGUCCUCAUUCAUGACUGCCAGGAGAUCGAACUCAAUGUUGAAGACAUUGAUGAAGCUCCCAUUGCACCAGAGGUACCUGAGACAUGGAACUAUGAGAUUAUCAUGUGUGCUCCCUGCAAUUGCCAGGUCUUUGGAAGCGGGCUCUCAAGUUUGCGGGCAAGCCUGCCGGACCUCCGGCAGACAACUUGA
Molecule: messenger RNA, 687 nt
Organism: Symbiodinium pilosum
Lineage: Eukaryota; Dinophyceae; Suessiales; Symbiodiniaceae
Source: the annotation of a GenBank genome assembly